AUGGCCGAGCCCAGGAACUGCCGGCACCGGGCGGGCUCUGCCUUCCCCCCUGCUCCUGUAAUCCCGCCGGGGCGGGCAGCGGAGGUCAGGAGGCGCCCAGGGGUGCAGGCUACCCCCCCCCCCGCGCCGCUCUCCCGGGUCAGGAGGGAACCAGCAGCGCGGAGUGGCGCGUGCCCCUUGCGCGGAGAGCUCCCAGGCGGCGGCGGCGGCGGCGGCAAUAAUCCCCUUCGGCGGCCCCGCCUCCGUUCGCCCCGCGCCGGAGCGAGCUCGGCGCGAAGCCGCCGCUGCAAUCUCCCACGCGGCUCCCCACCAGCUGCCUGCCCGGGCGAUCUGAGCAUGCUCCGUCCCAGCCCCGAAGCCGGCGGGCCGCGCGCCCUCCUCUGCUGCCUCGUCCCUCCCGGGCGCGGCAGCCGGGGCAGAGGGCGACAGGCGGCGGCUGCGAGCCGGCGGCCGCUCCAUCGCCGUCGCGCGCGGACCCGCCUUGGCUUGGGUUCCCUCCCCGCCCCAAUACUUCCGCCUCACUCUGCAGCCCCGCGGCGCCCCGCCGUGCAGGGGAUGCUGUGGCUGGAGUCCGUCCCAUCCGCCGCGCGGCGGGCAGGCGGCUCCCGGCGCCCUUUCCACGCGCCCGCCCGCCCUCGCUGCUCUGCUCCGGCUCACCGCACUCACUCGGCGGGGCUGAGCGCGCCUCGCACGCCGCCGGCUGAAGCGGCAGACGUGAGAAAUGUUUGUAGAGGACUUCAAGAACAAACCAAAUUUCAGACGGAUUAGUUGGUGGAGUGUCUCAUACUGAAAACCUUCUGAAGAACGUAUAUUAAUAUCACUGCACUGCUAAUUUAUUUUGAAAGAAGAAACUGAAUGACUAUUGGAAAUGUAUAUUGUAAUGGGAUGCAGAAAUAUAUUCUUUACUAUGCUUGAGGUUUCCAGCUUUUCAAAGAAGAUGAAAUGUUUGUUUUCAAAUGCCAAUGAUCCAUGUUUCUGGUUGCCUUUUAUGUGUUUCUGAAUAGAUUGCUGUUAGAAUUAAUGGCAUAUAUUAAGGCGUUCAUUGUUAAGUAUGAGUAAGACUGUCUAUUUUGCCACCAUGUUGCCUUUUAGCUCUUGACUUAUCUUUCUUCUUGUUUCCAUGAAAUGGUGCUUCAAUAUCCUUGCAGUGACAACACUGAAACACCUAUAUAAUUGAAGUGUGUGGUUUUUUUUUUUUUUUUUUGGAGAAACUGACAAAGAAUACUUGACCUUGAAGAGUAAGGGUGUAUGGGAACAAGGGAGCAAGAUUUCUUUGCUUUCAGUUGAAAAUUUUAUUAUGAUAAUUUGCAACCAUUUCACUCCCCUUCUAUUUCCUUACACAACCACCCUGGGAGUCACGAUCCACCACUUCAGAAACACUGACUGAGUG
This is a messenger RNA of Dermochelys coriacea (leatherback sea turtle), 1390 nucleotides long. RefSeq lists its product as uncharacterized. The transcript has 2 exons. Bases 1 to 768 code for a protein of 255 amino acids. NCBI's taxonomy places the organism in Eukaryota, Metazoa, Chordata, Testudines, Dermochelyidae. The record is from RefSeq and is a predicted model, not a curated record.